Molecule: messenger RNA, 1989 nt
Organism: Seminavis robusta
Lineage: Eukaryota; Bacillariophyta; Bacillariophyceae; Naviculales; Naviculaceae
Source: the annotation of a GenBank genome assembly
AUGAUCGUUACGGAUUCCGAUUACCUUGAGCAGCUUGAGAUUGUUCGCAAGAUCCGUGAGACGAUUACGACAACGGAUGAAAUCAGUCUCCCUCAGAUAUGUGUCAUUGGAGAUCAGAGUUCAGGAAAGUCGAGCUUCCUCUCUCGUCUAACCGGUGUCCGCUUCCCUACUGCGGCCAAAAUGUGCACCAAAGCAGCUGUUGUUGUGACCUGCAACCGUGACACCAGCCUCCCGGUACCAAGGUACGAGAUUGAGGACUGGGAAAACCCGGGCCACUACGUCGAGACAGAAUCCACCGCCGAGGCGAUUGAUGACACCCAAAACAAGCUCCUCCGAAAGAAGUUUGGUGGUAAUGGGGCUGCUUGGGACGAAGAGGACAAUGCCAUAGUAGCUGACCAGUCCAUCAAGCUUCGUGUCACGGGCCCAGACGUCAUCGACAUUAUUAUCGUCGAUCUCCCGGGCAUCCAACACGCCGGAAAGACCAAGGAGGCCAUCGAUGCGUUGAUCGAGGCAAACAUAGAGAAGCCCGAGACUUUGAAUCUCAUCGUGUCGGAAGCCAAGCAAGAUGCGGAGCUUACAAAGGCGAUUGAAAUCGCUGCGAAGUACGAUCCCAAUCAGGAGCGUACGAUCCGCGUCUUGUCCAAGUUCGACAACUUCGAUACUCCCGACACCAAGCAGAGAGCUGUUCGCCUCAUCAAAGAAGGUCUCAGUCUUGACUUGAACGGACCAGCUGAUGUCAUCACGCAGCUCAAUCUGGGGCCGCACGCCGUCAUUUCCAUUGGGACUGAUGGAAAAUUGCGAUCUGACAGGGAAGGAGACACCGCGGAAGCAUCUCAGCUUUUGAAUCAGUAUCAGGUCCCCCAGUCUAGGGCUGGCAUUUUAACUCUCAAGGAGCGCCUGCAACCUCUGUUCGCGAGGCUGAUCAAGCAGUACUUGCCACUGUUGAAGCAGAAUGCUUCGGAUAGCUUGAAUGAGGCACAGACAUAUCUCCAGAAGGUUGGGGAGAAACCGGUUUCGAAGAACCACAUGGUGACGAAGUGCAUGGAAUCGUUACAGAGAAGAAAGGAUGAGUUGGAGAAGAAGCUAACGGACAAGUGUCUGUUCCCCCUCCAGAGCAUGAUCAACGCUGUUGAAAGCAAGCUGACAUUCGAGUACGUCACGGCAACUUUCCAGAUCAAUGCGUUUCAAUGCGUUGUUUUCCAAGGCAAGAAUGAAUUCGACGAGGCUGUCGAGAUGGUCAAGGAGAUAUGGGAACCCAUUGUCCACGAAUUCAUCAAGCGCUGCUGCGAAGUCAUUGUCGAUGCGGUUCAAUGCCUUCGGCAGGACGAGGCGACUAAGAUCUAUAGCAAGUUGGUCUCGUCGAUUCAAGCUCAAUACCAGGAACACAUGAAAAACGAGGUGCUACCAAAGUUCAAAGAUUCCUGCAUCGAGGCUUUGGACGACGAAGCAUUCUAUGGCACGACAAACCAUUACUUCAAUGCGAAGUUUCGCAAGGAAGAGAUUUGCCCAAAGGAGCUCGAAGAUGCAUUUGUUCAGAAAGCAACAGCUCUCUUGAACGAUAACGUUAAGUCGCCUUACAAUAACUCGACCUCUUACCGAAACGUCAAUGUGAACUAUCUCAAGGAAUGCCUCCAGGAGGCCGCAGAAGAGGUUGCGGCAAAACAUGUCCAUUCGAGCCUGAAGGAAACGCAAAAGAAGCGUCUAUUCUAUGCGGUUAAGGCUAACUUUGUCGUCGCCAAGAAGACGUUCGUGGACAAUAUUCUGAAGAAAACGAAAGGCAUCCUGAUCAAGGGACACGUCAAGUGGAUCGACACGAAGCUCUUGUAUUCCGAAAAGAUCCAGGAUGCUGCCGGCGAGGAUGAGACUGUUGUCAAGCUUCGGGCAGAUCUGAUUGCCAAGAUUGAGAGGCUAGAGGAAUGCAUGACUCUCCUGCGUGACGUACCUCUUCCCAGUAAAGAGGAGGCAACUGACGCCAACACAUCGGCUUGA